UCUGCCCUUGGCCGAUUCCCGAGUGUUCCGCAGCUUUUCCAGGGGAAGGAGCUUUAUCUCUCGCUCUCUUGUUCCAAUUUCUUUCUGUCUCUACCCAGAGGCCCCAGACUGAUAAACAGUGCCUUUAUUUCUAUAACGGACCCGGGGAAUAACACUGGACUGGUCGGACACCGAGGGAAAAAGAAACAAAGUGAUAUCCGACAAAUCUGCUCACUUCUACAAUAUAUACUAUAAGCUUUUAAGAAGUUACACUGGUAGUUCCUCCUACUUGUUCAUUUCGCCAUUACUAAGUCUAAAAUUCACCGACUCGUUGGAAAUUUCUCUAUUACAUCAAAGAUACCACGCUAGAGACGAAAGGAAAAACAAGUUUCUAAGAGCUAUUGUUUCAAAUAAUGCAGUGGAACACAGACACACAAGUGUUUUGUAUCGUCUAGUCUGGUUGUUAUUAUAAAUCUUUAUACUGAAUGCUUGUGAUGCAGCAUUCUGCCACAGCUUAUUAUAGGCCCCCUCAUCCGACUUCUCAUCGACCUCCACGCCCACUUCUGCCCAACCAACCCUACACAAAUGGUAGCGGUGGGGGUCGUUGCUCAAUGAAAGGUGGUAGGGGCGGGAGCGGGGGGGCCGGGAUGGCAGCUAUCGCUGCAGGACAAGGAGGCGGGGGCGGCUACAGGCCGGCCGUCUGGGGCGGAGCCGGGGCCGGGGGCAACCAGGUCUUCACCGGCACCCAGCUAAGGUUCAACACACAUUCACACCAGCAAUACGGAUCGGCAACUAAUACGGUAAAUUCCUUGAAGGAUGCUAACGGAAAGCAAUUCUCGAACAGCCCGCGGGUGCCGACAGCCUCAUCGCCAGCGAACACGAGCAGUUCUUCGAGUUCCAACACGGGUUCGCAGAGCGGAACGCUGUCGACUAGCCUGAGCAACAACAUGGGCGGCCAGCCGGGUGAGCCGCAGCUCUCAAAGACUAAUCUCUACAUUCACGGUCUCACGCCCGGGACCACGGACAAGGAACUGUACAACAUGUGUUCACAGUUUGGAAAUAUAAUUUCCACCAAAGCCAUCUUAGAUAAAAAUACGAGCAAAUGUAAAGGUUACGGAUUCGUGGAUUUUGAAUCCGGUGAGUGUGCAGAAGCUGCAGUCAAAGCCCUACAGGCCAAGGGCAUACAAGCGCAGAUGGCCAAAGUGGGUAUCACCCUUCUCCGUUGCCCGACAACUCAACAAGAGCAGGACCCGACAAAUCUGUAUAUAGCAAAUCUUCCCCCAAAUUACAAAGAGACAGAUUUAGAAAAUUUGUUGAAGCAGUACGGUCAAGUGGUAUCCACCAGGAUACUCAAAGACACAUCAGGGAUGAGUAAAGGUGUGGGAUUUGCCAGGAUGGAGACAAGAGAGAAAUGCGAGCAGAUAAUUCAAGUAUUUAACGGCAAACCCCUUUCUGGUAGUAAAGAGCCCCUUCUAGUUAAAUUUGCUGAUGGGGGCCAGAAAAAGCGAAAUAUGUAUAGGACCGACGGAAGGAUCUGGAGAGACGGCAAUGAGCUCCAAGGAAGCCAGAUGGGAUAUGACACUUCUGGACAGAACGGCGUCGGGGCUGGGCACAUGCUCCCACUCACUGCACAAUAUGGAAACGCUUAUCAAGCCCAGGUCCCGAGUUUCCAACUCCAAGCCGCUCCCUGGCACAGCGUACUGCCUCAGUACACAGUAAUGCAGGCACAGCCUCCUCCACAUAUGUCGCAGGUAGAGAUGUGUACUGUACAGAUGAUGCAAGGAGCCGAUCCCAGUGUUCAGUACUCUCCAGUCAUACGACAAUUAUCAGCCCAUGUCAACGCUUUGCAGAUCAGCCCAGCAGCAACUCAGUAUAUAACACCAGCACCGUAUUACGGAUAUGGACCUACAACUCCUAUAAUCCACACUCUGCCGAUCCAGGAGGCAGAGCAACACUCGAACACCGCUUCUCCGGACAACACUUAUGCUUACCAACAGCAGCAGAAGUAAUGAGACGACAGAAGGAAGCUUGAAGCGGACGUUCUACGUAUAAACCAAGGGAUAAAAUCGAAAAUUAAAUGAACUUGAGCGAGAGAGACCGAAGGGGACACCUACUAAUUCACCGAUUCCUCCUCAACCAUAGAAAUUUAUUUUGACAAAUCACGGAGAUGACAAAUGAAAAAGACAGUUUCAAAAAAAAUUCAUAGAAGAUAUAUAUAAUCGGUUUGUAAUUUUCUUCACUUUUGUUUUAUUCUCUGUUCAAAAAAUAUUUUUAGAUAGCAACAAUUAAACUGUACCUCUAAAGACAAUAUUUCACAUUUUUUUAAAAUAAUUUUAUUUUAAAUAAUAACCAUUAGUACUUAAAAUGUGUAAAUAUUCGGAAGUAAAAUAGUGUUAAAAAAAUUAUUUUAUUAAUUUAUUUUAAGUCUUUUUAGACUUUAAAAAUCAUCGCAGAAUAUUAGUGCUAAAAAGUCUUCCAACGAAUCUUUUAGUAAUUUACUUGAUAAAUAAUUAAAAUAUUGUCAUUUUGGGUGUUCUUUAUCUUGUUCCCGUCCUUGUGUUUUCUUCUUGUUGUUUACAAUUUUUCCUCAUGCUAAACAGCUCUCCCUGUCACAUUCAUAAAUUUAAUUAUAAUAGAAAAUCUAAGUGCCAAAAGGGAAAAGUUAUUCAUUAUUGUUUUGAGAAAAAAAAAUAGGUGCAGUUAACUGUUGCUUCCUGAAAAUUAUUACAAAGAACAAACCGCAUUUGUUUCCGUACAUUCGUAGCUUUUGUUCUCUUGCAGACCUUAGGUGAAUAAGAUAUAAAAACAAUUGACUAACAUUGUAGAAAUAAUGCAUAGUAACUAAGAUAAAAAGAAAAAAAUCUUUAUUUUGGAUACUUUCUACAACCUCCUAAAGGUCUGAAAUAAAGUCCUUGUCAUGAAAUAUAAGGAGGGGACUCUACUAUUUUU
This is a messenger RNA of Cimex lectularius (bed bug), 2928 nucleotides long. RefSeq names its product protein alan shepard (gene shep). NCBI's taxonomy places the organism in Eukaryota, Metazoa, Arthropoda, Insecta, Hemiptera, Cimicidae. The transcript has 13 exons. The coding region runs from base 465 to 1988 and encodes 507 amino acids. Gene Ontology annotation, cellular component: ribonucleoprotein complex; cytosol; nucleus. The record is from RefSeq and is a predicted model, not a curated record. Gene Ontology annotation, molecular function: mRNA 3'-UTR binding; poly(A) binding; poly(U) RNA binding.